AUCAGAGAUAAUCCCUGUUAACUGGUACCUAACUGGGACAAACUCAAAGUGGAAAAACUAUUAGGGUCAGCUACCGACUAUCCACAGAGGCUCAGGGAUAUGUUUCUAGUUGGUAACCGAGAACGCAAUUAUGCAAAGCCUCUUCUAUAAACAGAUUUCAGUUUAUUAUGACAUAACUCAGGAUCUAUUUUUGUCGCCACUUCGUACAAAUGCAUUACCCUUGUGAUUUCUAAUCAGGUCAUGCAAUGUCAGACACUUUUGGCUCAGGCUGCUCAGAAAACUUCCAGAUUCUCCUCUUCCUAACUUACCCCCAUGCUGCCCCCCCUCAGUUUUUGGACAGUGAGGACAAGGGGGCUCGUGUCUGCAUUCUAUUCUGGUAGCUGUGAGUUAUGGUGAUAUCACGUAAACCAAAGGGCUCAGAAAUGCAGGUCAAAUUAAACCAGUGACUAAUCAUGGUAUUUUAGUUGUCUUUCUGCCCCUGGGAAAAAGAUUUAUAUGUUCAUGAAGUCCUCUUGCUCUAAUCCCUGUAUGCUGAUUUGCUCUGCAGUGCAGACUUCCUAACAGAGUGAUGAAAGAUCACCAAAAGUGGUUUGUUGUCCCAGGAGCUGUGAGAUCUAAACUUAUCUAAGUCUGAAAUACAAACGGGGCUCAAGCUGCAGCAAAAGUGCUCCUCCGUGUUGUCCCUCAUUUGUUUCUACUCAGAGCCAUGAUCCGUCAGCCACAGAGGAUAUAUUUGGUCAGCAUGCAGAGAAAGAAGGGCCGAGAAAGACAUCUGAGCAGACACAAAGUGCCAUUUGUUGAGAUUGUUAUCUAGCUCCCACAUCUGUCACCUGGUGGCCAGCCAAACAAUGGCUCCCCACAGCCGUGGACCAUCCAGCCUCAUGGAAAAUGGAAGCAAGAAAAGUAAGCACCUCAAGGCUGUUAUGAGACUCAGCUGUUUUCUCUUUGAAAUAAGGCAUUUACUUCACUGCAAGUGUAUUAACUAGCCCUCCAGCUGGAGAAAGCAUCCGUUUUCUUACUUGGACUUUUCUUUGACAGUUGGAGAAUCUAUAAGGCAUUCUUACAAGGAAACCUAGGUGCUGAUUCAUGCAGUUGUUUUGAUACCUCAUUGUGCUUUAAUUAUUUGGACAAAAGCACUGUAUUAUGCACAAUGAGCUACUUCCUGUCCUAUUGCAAAUCACAUUGCAGUACUGUGCUCUCUCGUUACCAAACCCUCAGAUCAGAAGGUUUGAUGUGUGAUAUUUUACUGAAGGUGAAGGAAAACGAGUUCCCUGCACACAAGUCCCUGCUGGCCUGCUCCAGUGAUUAUUUCCGGGCUAUGUUCAAAAGCUACACCAAAGAAUCCAAAGCCAGUGUAAUUCACCUGCAAGUGAUCUCGUCCAUGGGUCUCCAGCAUAUUCUAGAUUUCAUCUACACCUCCUGGUUACCCCUUUCUUUUGAGAGCCUGGAGGAUACUUUGGAAGCUGCCAGUUAUCUACAAGUGACUGAGGCUAUUGGCCUGUGCAACCAGUACAUAGUUAACAAUCUCACCCUGGAAAACUGCUGUUUUUCUGCCAAUGUUGCUACAAAGUUCUACCUUCCGGAUGCUUUAGCAGCAACAGAAAAAUACAUCAUCAGUAAUCUCUGGAGACUGCUGGACCUGGAUUUCACAGGGUUGCUUGAGCUUAACUUCAGAUCUUUGAUGGCAGUGGUAGAAUCUGAUGUCCCUAAGGUGAAUGAAUCCUGCCUGUUGAAUCUGGUGAUGAUGUGGCUGAAGCAUGAUAAGUCCAGGCUGACUCUCAGAAGCAGCCUCUUAGAACAGAUAAGAUAUGGUCUUAUUCCUGUAGAAGAUUUGCGAAAGGUCUACACUCAGUCAGAAGUGCCUCUCCCAGCGAGUGUCAAAUGCUUGAUCAUAAAAGCAAUAAACUAUCACUCAUUUGUUUUCAAGCAACCCCUCCUACAGGACAAAUCCACCACACUGAGGAACCAGAAAACACAGAUCAUCCUCCUAGGUGGAGGAACCGCCAAUGAAGGGCUUAUAAGUGAUGUAGUGGCCUUUGAUGUUUAUAAUCACAAAUGGAGAACUCUAACGCAGGUGCAGGACAGAUUACAGUAUCAUAACAUAUGUGUGAUUGGGAACUUCCUGUAUGUGCUGGGUGGGGAAACAGAAGGAAAAAGUUCACAAAGUGAAACUAAAACUGACCCCAGCUUCUCUGUUACCAGUGGGGUCCAUCGUUACGAUCCAAGAUUUAACAAAUGGACACAAAUCACAGGAAUGCUGGAAAAAAGAUGUCAGUUUUCUUGCUGUGUCCUAGGCAACAACAUCUUUGCUAUUGGUGGAAGAGGUGAGAAUGGAUCACUACAUUCCUCUGUGGAGGUCUACAAUAUCACCAGGGACAGAUGGACGAAGGUUGUGGAAUUGCCAUGCAAGAUACAUGGGCAUGCUAGCACAGUCUGCAAGAACACCAUAUACCUCUCAGGUGGCAAAUCCAUGGAACAAACAAACACAAGUAAAGAUGUCUACUCUCUUACCACCGUAGAAGGGCAGUGGACGAAGCAAGCUCCUAUGACCAUUGCCCGGUUUGGACAUCAGAUGGCAACAAUCAGAGAUGCCAUCUUCACAUUUUUAGGACUAUAUGAACCAUUCUCCGAAAUAGAAAGGUAUGAUCCUAGCCAAAACCAGUGGACUCGGCUAAGGCCUUUGGUCUAUGAUCGCUUUUGCUAUGGCCUAGCAGUGGUAGAGGAGACCGCGCUUCUUAUUGGGGGGAAAAAAUGGCAGGACUCGCAGGAAGUCCCAACCCAAGAUGUGGUGGGUUAUGAUAUUGACAAUGAUUGCUGGGAAGAAAUUUGCAAACUUCCCUUGCCUUGGUAUGGACUGCAGUGUGCAGUGCUGCAACUCUCAGAAUCAGCAGCAGCUAAGGGGGACACCAAAGAGCAAAGAAGCCAAACUGCUGAGUUAACACUUCAUUGAAUAAUCAUCCUCAAAGAUAAGACAAAAGAGCAGCCCUGGAGAAAAAAAGAAAAUUGCAGUGGCACUAAAUGCAACAGAGAUUAACUUUUGCUUUAAUAAGCAACACAUACAAUGGAUAUAGACAGGGAAAUCUCUCAUUAGCAUGGGAAAAUGUGCCAUGAUUUAUACAGUGAAAAACAAGAUUUGCUGAGGACAGAUGCGGGAAGUAGCACAUUCUGAAAAGAAUCAGCAAAGGAAUUCCUAAUGCUGUAUUUCCUUGGAUGACUAUUACCUAGAUAGCAGUUAACAGCUGCCUAAAGUCAGAUUUUUCAAAGGUUAAAAAUAUAAUCCUUCUUUUUUAAUUAAAGGUAAUUUUCCCAGCUGGUAAGUGGUAUUGUGUUUUAUGCUAUAGCUAAGCAAAAUGAAAGUGAAAUGUAUAAAGACCAGAAAAUUGUUGCCUACAAGAGCUAUAAUAAGUAGCAUCCAGAGGAUGGUAUUAUUUGAGUUUCUAGCUAGGUGAGAGGGCCUUAGCUAAACAACAUGAAAUUACUGUAUGGAGAGCAGGGAUUGUGCAAAAUGUAGCCUUAAUUAUGGUUACACACUAAAACAUUGAUUGUUUGAUGUAAGUACUGAACUGAGAGGGGAAGCAACCUCUCUGUGAAAUAGCUUUUGUUGUGGCAUGUGCUUCAGGUGGUUUUUUUUAAAGCAUACUCUGUACUGGCACAGUACAUAUUUGUUGUAUCAAAACCCUGUGUUAGCUUAGGCAGCCAGUGCUGAAUAGGUAUAAUUAUUAUAAAAGUUUCAGUAGAAAAUGCAACAAUAGCUGCUACAUCCAGCUACCUAAGUAAGUACAUCCUGUGUACCAUGUUCUAUGAAAUCAUGAUCAUGCUGGUAAAAUUGUUUUAAAUGUUGAACCAGUAUAUAAAAGUAACGUAGUAAUAAAAGCUUUGCUUUUAUCCAGAAGUACAAAGGAAAGGAAGUUAAUAUGAAUCUUUUGAAAUUCUAAAUGAAAUGCCUGGCUACACCCAAGACAAUAACAGCUCUGCUUCUUGUUUGCAAUGAUAAGAUAUGUAUAAGGAAUAGCUUGUGAGGUGACUUUUAAGGCAUAAUGACUUGUGAUCUGCAGUUAUGCAGCUAGAUACCCAAGUAUGAAAUCCGAAUUGAGUAAAUUAAUAUGUAAUCAUAUAUAUUUGUUUAAAAGCUAAAUUUAUUUUGCUUCAUUUUACAGUGUUCCCUUUCUAGGCUGAAAGUUGAUACAGUAAAAAUAUACAUAUAGAAGAACAUGUUAUGUUCUUGUAAAAGAAGGCAGCACGAUGAAGGGGACAAAUGUUCUCUGUCAUGCCACACUAUCUUAAAAACCUGUAAUGUUUAAUUUUCACCUUUAAAGCAAACAAGCUGACUUUACUUUAGUAAAGUGCAGGCAGAAUAGCUGUUGCAUAGCAACAGAUCUAAGUCUUCUCAACUGCCUUGGUUUUGACAAGGAAUCAACUCCACAAUGUGCAUAUACAUCCAUCAGAUAUAAAGAAUUUUUAUAUGAAUAUAUUUACUUUUGGUCCAGUAAAACAACAAUGAGAGAGUCUAAAUGCUUGGAACAAUCAGCACAAUUCAUUUUAGGUCAAGCAUUUUCUUUUGUAUGAGAAAUACAAAAACCUCACCAAUUUAAUAUACAAGUCAGUAUCCAUGCAGUAAAUAAAUGUCCAGUUUAUACAAAGAUUCACCUAAAUGAUACAAAUAUUACACUGGCUCAAGAAUUCUAUACAAAUGUUAAUAUGUGAUUCAUUGUCCAUAUUGACUUGAAUAUAGGAUUAUUUAAAAUGGGCUGCAGAAAGGCCACUCUGCUGUACAAUUGUGCAAAUUCUGCAAAAUAGUUGCAAUCCAAAAUGCAAAUAAAACAAAACAGAAGAAAACAAAUAAACAAAGACACACCCCUGCAGUCUUCCCUUUAUUCCUACAGCAAAGAUAACCAUCAGUAAAUAUCAGAGCUGUUAAAUACAUUCACUGAGCUGUACAGACAAUAGUCUAAAGCUGGUGAAGGGUACAGCUCAUAGUAAAGAGCAGUAAACAAGGCUUUUCCCUUUCUCCAAAUCAUUCCAUGGCUCCUAACUUAUGCAGCAAAACACUAAAAGAAGCAGCACAAAUAUUUUGCCAUGCUCUGAUCACUUUUCAAAAACAAGCCAAUGAAGGAUAAAUACGUGAUUUACCUCCUACCUUCCCUUUUCCAGUUGCAUGCAUGAGCCCAGCUAACCACUCCACUCCUGUUCCCUGUGCCUCAAGUCUUAUAAGUUGUAAGUUUAAAAUAUAUGUAUUGGUUUGUGAACUUAAAGAACCUGGAGAUAUCUUUUCCCAAUCAAAAGCAAAAAUAAAGCUCUUUAGUUCUCAGUAUUUUUUCAAAUGAUGCAUUUGACCUUGCUAACUCUAUGAUUUUUUCCUGCACUGAAAAUGGCCAAAUUUCACAUCAGAAAAUAAAUAUAAAGCUAGUUAAAAAAUGUGAUUAUUUUUUUCUUUCAAAGUUACAUCUCAGAUUCAAAUCAUUAAGUUGGAAUCUCCUUCUUUAGCUGCUUAAUUGGGUGACUAAAACA
Messenger RNA from Gavialis gangeticus (Gharial), 5508 nucleotides. It is a transcript of the gene KLHL34, whose product is annotated as kelch like family member 34. The record is from RefSeq and is a predicted model, not a curated record. The coding region runs from base 1151 to 2950 and encodes 599 amino acids. NCBI's taxonomy places the organism in Eukaryota, Metazoa, Chordata, Crocodylia, Gavialidae. Gene Ontology annotation, molecular function: protein binding. The transcript is spliced from 2 exons.